CUGCGCCGAGCGGCGGGGGUCGGGCGUGCGCGCGGGCGCGGCGCGGGCGCGCGGGGGGCGGCGACAGCGCGCGGAGGUGUGCGGCGCUCCGCGGCCACGGCAGAUCUCGCCAGCCCCGCCAUGGCCACCACGGUCACCUGCACCCGCUUCACCGACGAGUACCAGCUCUACGAGGACAUUGGGGCGCGUUCUCCGUGGUGCGCCGUUGCGUGAAGCUCUGCACCGGCCAUGAGUACGCGGCCAAGAUCAUCAACACGAAGAAGCUGUCGGCCAGAGACCACCAGAAGCUGGAGAGAGAAGCCCGGAUCUGCCGCCUUCUGAAGCAUUCCAAUAUCGUCCGCCUCCAUGACAGCAUCUCCGAGGAAGGCUUCCACUACCUGGUCUUCGAUCUGGUCACCGGCGGGGAGCUCUUUGAGGACAUUGUAGCCAGAGAGUACUACAGCGAGGCUGAUGCCAGCCACUGCAUCCAGCAGAUCCUGGAGGCUGUGCUGCACUGCCACCAGAUGGGGGUCGUCCACAGAGACCUCAAGCCCGAGAAUCUGCUCCUGGCCAGCAAGUGCAAAGGGGCUGCCGUGAAGCUGGCGGAUUUCGGGCUGGCCAUCGAGGUGCAGGGCGACCAGCAGGCAUGGUUUGGCUUCGCAGGCACGCCUGGCUACCUGUCCCCGGAGGUCCUGCGCAAGGAGGCCUACGGCAAGCCAGUGGACAUCUGGGCCUGCGGGGUGAUCCUGUACAUCCUGCUGGUGGGCUACCCGCCCUUCUGGGACGAGGACCAGCACAAGCUCUACCAGCAGAUCAAGGCCGGCGCUUACGACUUCCCGUCCCCCGAGUGGGACACGGUGACCCCCGAAGCCAAGAACCUCAUCAACCAGAUGCUGACCAUCAACCCGGCCAAGCGCAUCACCGCGCACGAGGCCCUCAAGCACCCGUGGGUCUGCCAACGCUCCACAGUGGCCUCGAUGAUGCACAGGCAGGAGACCGUGGAGUGCCUCAAGAAGUUCAACGCUCGGAGGAAGCUCAAGGGCGCUAUCCUCACCACCAUGCUGGCGACGAGGAACUUCUCAGUGGGCAGACAGACCACCGCUCCAGCCACAAUGUCCACCGCGGCCUCCGGCACCACCAUGGGGCUGGUGGAACAAGCCAAGAGUCUACUCAACAAGAAGGCGGACGGAGUCAAGCCCCAGACCAACAGCACCAAAAACAGCGGAGUGGCCACCAGCCCCAAGGGGACGCUUCCUCCUGCUGCCCUGGAGCCUCAAACCACCGUCAUUCAUAACCCCGCCGACGGGAUCAAGGAGUCUUCCGACAGCACCCACACCACCAUUGAGGAUGAAGACACAAAAGCCCCGCCUGUCGCCGUCCGCCUUGCGUCUGUCUGCCCCCUAUGUCCCCCUCUGUCUGUUCACCCAGCCCCCAGGAUCUCUGACCUCCUGAGCUCUGUGAGAAGGGGCUCGGGGACCCCAGAAGCUGAGGGCCCCCUGCCCAGCCCGUCCCCCAGGAUCUCUGACCUCCUGAGCUCCGUGAGAAGGGGCUCAGGAACCCCAGAAGCUGAGGCCCCCCUGGCCUGCCCGUCUCCAGCUCUCCCUGGCCCCCCACCUACCCCGACGAGGAAGCAGGAGAUCAUCAAGAUCACGGAGCAGCUCAUCGAGGCUGUCAACAACGGCGACUUCGAGGCCUACGCGAAAAUCUGCGACCCCGGCCUGACCUCAUUUGAACCUGAAGCUCUGGGCAACCUGGUGGAAGGAAUGGACUUUCACAGAUUCUACUUCGAGAACCUGCUCGCCAAGAACAGCAAGCCCAUCCACACGACCAUCCUGAAUCCGCACGUGCACGUGAUCGGCGAGGACGCCGCAUGCAUCGCCUACAUCCGCCUCACGCAGUACAUUGAUGGCCAGGGCCGGCCCCGAACCAGCCAGUCCGAGGAGACCCGCGUGUGGCACCGCCGUGAGGGCAGGUGGCAGAACGUGCACUUCCACUGCUCGGGCGCGCCCGUGGCGCCGCUGCAGUGAAGGUGAGCGCGCCGCGGCCGGCGGGGCGGGGAGGGCGGCUGCCGCUGACCUGUCCCCUUUCCAGAGCUGCACCGCUGUCGCGGGACAGAUGGAUGUUUGGAGCCAGCCGCCCUCGGGCGCAGGCCUGCCUGUCGCAUGUUUGUGUCUGCCUCGUUCCUCCCCUGGUGCCCGUGUCUGCAGAAAACCAAGACCAGACGUGAUUUCUUUUUAAAAACAAGAUGACAGCGACAACCACAAAAAAUUUCAUGCUGGAUGAAAUGGGGAAAGAAAAAAAAACACUUCACAAAGGAAAAGCUGUAAAAGUCACUGGCAUUUGUGGGACUUGCAACCGACUGGCUGCUCCCUGCCCGAGCUCCACGUGUGUCCGUCCGCCCCUGGCCGCCGGGGAUAGCCGGCUGUGAACUCGUCCAGGGCCUGUGGCGUGGUGUGGUGCCCACCCCGGCACCCGCAGCACCCCCUCCCCCGCCUGCAUGGCUGCCAUCAGAAGUCAGCUGUUGUCUGGGCGGGGCUACGGGGUCCCCCCAGCUUCCCUCCCCUUCCUCCCCACGCCCGGUGUGGCCAGGUCCUUCUGGGGGCGGGAGGUGCAGAGAGGACUCGCCUUAGCUCCACCAUUGGCCUGCAGUCCUGCGGGCAGGGCCCGUGUACUGGCCUCACACCUGUUGGGGGACUUUCCCUUCUCUGCUGCCCCUCCCCAGCCCAGGGGGUCCCGAGUUCCCAGGGCCGGAAGGCCGUGCUAAGGAGGGGCAGGCAGGUGACUGCUGAGGUGGCAUUUGGAGUCUAGCGGCAGUGGGGAGCUGCUGCAGGUUGAGAAGGACAGAGGGAAAAGGGGAGCUGGGUCACCCUGGGCCUUGCAUGCCCCGCGCACUGUGGGGACGGUGAGGCUGCCCUUGGGGUCAGUCGGGGAUGACGGCUGCAGAGAUGUGGGUUCCUCCUGCCUGUGCCUACCCCCACCCCCCAAAUCACUUCAACAAGGAUUUUCUUUCUCUUGCCCCACAAAUCAAGCCAAGCUUGGGAGGGACACAGCAUGGGGACAGGACAUGGGGAUGCUGACUUCUGAGGGGACUGUCCACCGACAGACAUGGACACUCAUGCCUGCCACGGCUGUGCUCAGGACAGCCGUCUCCCCCACCCCCCAUGGACACAGGGUAAACAUCCGACAGGGCUUGCCACGGACAGCGUGGGGCCUGGCCACCCUCACCUCCUGGGGCUCCUCCCUGCUCCCACCCACUGUUGUCCCCACAGACCUGCCUGUCUGGGAUCGUUGGGGACUUUCUGGGGACAGUUCUUUUGCAUGACCCCUCCUGAGCAAGCCACACCACUCUCCUCGCUCGAUGUCUGCGGUGUGGCGCGGCGGUGCUGGCCUGCCCAGGGCCAGCUGCCCGCGGUGCUGGCCAGCCUUCCCUCUUCUCUUUUUGCUGAGUUUCAUUGUCUUUUCUUUCUGAGCCUUGUAAGUGUACAAAAAUUAUUUUGUCCUGUCUCGGGAAACUGCAAAUAAAAGAAAAACAAGGACAAAG
Molecule: messenger RNA, 3520 nt
Organism: Sorex araneus (European shrew)
Lineage: Eukaryota; Metazoa; Chordata; Mammalia; Eulipotyphla; Soricidae
Gene: CAMK2B
Product: calcium/calmodulin dependent protein kinase II beta
Exons: 22
Coding region: 504-2006 (500 amino acids)
Biological process (GO): protein phosphorylation
Cellular component (GO): cytoplasm; neuron projection
Molecular function (GO): ATP binding; calcium/calmodulin-dependent protein kinase activity; calmodulin binding
Source: RefSeq, a predicted model, not a curated record